UUUUUUUGACAAAUCCCUUUACAAAAUCAAUAGAAUUGAUGAAAGUUUCCGCAUUUACUGACAGCAAGGAAUUUUUGGAGAAAAUUAAAAUUACUUUAAUUGAGUGGAAUCCAAAAUUUGAUCUUAUAGCCCUUGGCUCUAAAGAUGGUGACCUUAUGGUUAAGCGUUAUCCUUGGAAAACUGGAUGGAAGAAACUUUUCGAGACAACUGCCGCUUACACAAUUUUCCGCAUUAAUUUCUGGCGAGUCUGAAUAUUCAUCAAAACAAUCUAAAAAUGAGAUGGUGUCGUUAUGUUGGUCUCCCGAUGGGCAGAUCCUGCUUUCGGCAUUUUCUAGUGGACAUUGCUUUUAUUUGGAUACUCAAAAUGGAAACGUAUUAUUUCUUCGAAUGAUUGAAUAUGCACCAAAGGAAAUUAAAUGGAUUAAGUAUCAGCCUAGUUGUCAUAGCCUGGAAAUUGAUAACGAUCCUAAGCUGUUGAUUUUAAUUUCUGUGAUGAUGCAUCUAAAGAACACGCAAUGGUUUGCGAGGAGGUUGAGAAAUUUUGCAAAAGUUCUUUUAAUCAAUCACUUGUUGGAACUUUUCUUUGUAUUCUUCAUGAAAUAAACAAUGAAGAGAUCGAUGAAACAUCUUUGGUAUUGGAUAUUCUAGCAGACGGAGUUUUACUUGUUCUCAAAAUAAAUUUAACUCAUGCUCCAGUCAACACUUGUGUUUUUUCAAUACGUACAUUGGUGUUUAGAAAGAAUUGUUUCCGAAUCCCGUUGAAAACUGAUGAUGUCAAUCCAUCGCUUUCGAACAAAGAGUUACUUGAGAUUGCUGGGUCGAUUAGUCCAGAACGAAUGUGUAUUUAUAACCAAAUAUCUAAAUCACUAUGUUGUAUCUCAUUUUAUUGUAUUUAUUUGCAAGAGAUGCUUAAAUAUUGUACAAGCAAUUGGCAACAAUUAAGCGAGGCAUUCCACCAACGCGUAUUUGCCUUCGUAAACAACAACAAAGCAGGAAUUCUCACAGAAUCUAGACCAAAACAGAAAGACGGAAGUGAGGGUGCUUUACUUAUGUGUAAUGACUUGUUGAUGUUAAUUGAGACAGAACAAUCAUCAGAUUUAUUGAACAAUUUUUUUAAUUCACCAACUUCGCAUAAGGAGAUGAAACAGGCAUGCAGCUUCUUGGAUGAUUAUUCGUGGGUUUUAUGUAUUUUAUAUUUAUUGUAUGAAUCUAGGGAGUGA
Meloidogyne enterolobii is the source of this 1220-nucleotide messenger RNA. NCBI's taxonomy places the organism in Eukaryota, Metazoa, Nematoda, Chromadorea, Rhabditida, Meloidogynidae. The record is from the annotation of a GenBank genome assembly.